This is a messenger RNA of Nannospalax galili (Upper Galilee mountains blind mole rat), 936 nucleotides long. RefSeq names its product olfactory receptor 4C46-like. NCBI's taxonomy places the organism in Eukaryota, Metazoa, Chordata, Mammalia, Rodentia, Spalacidae. The coding region runs from base 1 to 936 and encodes 311 amino acids. The transcript has a single exon. Gene Ontology annotation, molecular function: olfactory receptor activity; G protein-coupled receptor activity. The record is from RefSeq and is a predicted model, not a curated record. Gene Ontology annotation, biological process: G protein-coupled receptor signaling pathway. Gene Ontology annotation, cellular component: membrane.
AUGAAGAAGAUGAAGAAGAGGAACGUGACUGAGUUUGUCCUCCUGGGGCUCACACAGAACCAUGAAAUGGAGAAGGUUGUAUUUGUAGUGUUCUUGACCAUCUACAUCGUAUCUGUGGUGGGAAAUGUACUCAUUUUGGUCACCAUCACCCACAGCCGAUUGGUGGGCUCCCCCAUGUAUUUCUUCCUGGCCUAUCUUUCCUUUAUCGAUGCCUGCUACUCCUCAGUCAAUAACCCUAAAUUGAUUUUUGAUUCACUCCAUGAAAAGAAGACUAUUCCGUUCAAUGGAUGCAUGACCCAAGUGUUUGGGGAGCAUUUCUUUGGAGCUACUGAGAUCCUCCUGCUUACUGUGAUGGCCUAUGACCGCUAUGUGGCCAUCUGCAAGCCCCUGCACUAUGCAACCAUCAUGAACAGACCAAUAUGUAAACUGCUAGUGGGAGUGUCAUGGACAGGAGGCUUUCUUCAUGGGAUCAUACAGAUCCUCUUCAUUAUUGAUUUACCUUUCUGUGGUCCUAAUGUCAUAGACCACUUUAUGUGUGAUCUAAACCCUUUGCUUGAAUUGGUUUGCACUGAUACCCACACUCUGGGACUCUUUGUUGCUUCCAACAGUGGGUUUAUGAGUAUGUUAAUUUUCCUCCUUCUGCUGGGCUCCUAUACUGUCAUCCUUUGUUCCCUAAGAAACCACAGUGCAGAGGUAAGACGCAAAGCCCUCUCCACUUGUGUCUCCCACAUCACAGUGGUUGUCUUAUUCUUUGUGCCCGCCAUAUUUGUAUACAUGAGACCUGUGGUUACAUUACCUACUGAUAAGGCAGUUGCUGUGUUUUACACUAUGAUAACUCCCAUGUUAAACCCCUUAAUCUAUACCUUGAGAAAUGCUCAGAUGAAAGAUGCCAUUACGGGAUUGUUUAGUAGAAAAAUUCAUCCAGAAGAUAAAUAA